This is a messenger RNA of Polyodon spathula (Mississippi paddlefish), 2125 nucleotides long. RefSeq names its product probable G-protein coupled receptor 174. The coding region runs from base 608 to 1582 and encodes 324 amino acids. The record is from RefSeq and is a predicted model, not a curated record. Gene Ontology annotation, biological process: positive regulation of Rho protein signal transduction; phospholipase C-activating G protein-coupled receptor signaling pathway. Gene Ontology annotation, molecular function: G protein-coupled receptor activity. Gene Ontology annotation, cellular component: membrane. The transcript is spliced from 2 exons. NCBI's taxonomy places the organism in Eukaryota, Metazoa, Chordata, Actinopteri, Acipenseriformes, Polyodontidae.
UUCAAACAGUAUUGGGUUCACUAAAGCAUGUGCACAGGGUGAUGUCACGUCACUUGCAGUUUCUUUAGAGAAGGAAACGAACAUGCAAUCUAGAAGGGAGGACAGAACUUUAUAGUGGCAAUUUGGCUUUGGCUUGCUUAACUUCUGAGGUGGUACUAGCUGAGAAAAGGAAUCAGCGCUGGGAGAGGACAGCAAAAACAACCCCCUCCUCCCACGCAUUUGGCUUUGCAAAGGGAGUUUGCUAGUUCUUACCGACAGCAUUAGCACUGUGAGUGCAGAGGACAAGGCAGGACAUUUUCACUAUGCAUGUACAGAGAAGCAAGACAGGGCACAGAGAAUGGAAGGAGCACCGGAACAGCAUUUAACAACCUUUUUCCAACAAACUGAUUCAUUCUCGGUUUGGAAUUACAGAUCACAGAACAGGACAGGGAAGCUUCCCUUGCUGGAUUGCUUAUUAACUUUUCACAAUCUCCCCUGAUGGUGGAAGACACAUUCAAAAAGGGAAUUUCGUUAACGCUUUGAUUGUGGAAUAUAUUGGAAACGAGUGCGUAUACGGAUUGCUCUGGACAAACUUGUGAAUAGAUCGCUGGGAUUCUGUUAGCAGAAGAUGAACGAAACUUGCGAAUUGAAGUCGCUCAAGGAGAACAUCAAUUUCAUCUACGCGGUCACCUACACUGUGAUCCUGGUGCCCGGGCUGAUUGGUAACGUGCUGGCACUUUGGGUGUUCUAUGCAUAUGUUAAGGAGACCAAGAAAGCUGUCCUCUUCAUGAUGAACCUGGCCAUCGCAGACCUGACCCAGGUGCUUACCCUGCCGCUUCGAAUAUACUACUACCUGAGCCACUCGUGGCCUUUUGGAGAGUUCCUCUGCAUGUUUUGCUUCUACCUAAAGUAUGUGAACAUGUAUGCCAGCAUCUUCUUCCUUGCCUGCAUCAGCAUGCGGCGAUGUAUGUUUAUCAUCUACCCGCUGAGUUACAGUGGCACCAAGGGCAGGUUUGACAUUUACCUCUGCAUUGGGGGCUGGGUUUUUGUCUUCUUGUCCUGCCUGCCUUUUCCUCUGCUGAGGCAAAGCUCAAACAACUCCACCUCCUUCAACAAAUGCUUCGCAGAGCUCCCAGUAAUGAAGGUCAGUGUGGCGACGAGUGUGACCAUGAUGACCCUGGCUGAACUGAUGGGCUUCGUGGUCCCGCUCGUGGUGGUCCUCACCUGCUCCUGGAAGACCGCUAUGUGUCUGAGGGAGAAGAUCUAUGUGCUGCAGGACAGCGGCGAGAAGCGCAAGGCCUUCAAGAUGGUUCUCACGUGCGCCAUCGUUUUCCUGGUAUGUUUUGCCCCGUACCACAUCAGCUUCCCCUUCCACUUCGUGGCGUUGUCGGAAACAGUGUUCACCUGCAGCAUGAAGAAGGCCAUCCUCAAGCUACACCCUGUCACCCUGUGCCUGGCCAGUCUGAACUGUUGCCUGGACCCUGUUAUGUACUACUUUACCACAGACGAGUUCAAGAGGAGGCUAUCCUGGCAGGAGCUGCCAGAGACUUUUCAACUUCAUAGAAAGUCAUCUUGUUCAGGGAGAGAAGACAAGCCGCUCUGAAGUUGGCUAUUGGGGAGAUGCCCAUGGAUGAAGCAACUAAUGACAUUCUGUAAAGCAGUUCAGUAUAUUGAGAUUAAAUAUUCAACUCAAUUAAAAAAACCAAGCCUGAGACUGUCCUCCCUCAGGGCUCAAGCUGUUUUCAACCUUAUACUACAUUUUGUCUAGCACACUGGGCAUUUUAUUACAUGGUCCAAAUUGGGGCAAUCACAAUGAAGUAUAGCAUAUUUUACACUCAGUCAACUUAAGGUUCACUAUGUAUUGCCCUGUCAAAACACAUUGCUUUUUCUAUGGCCUUGCAUCUAUGCUUCCUUUUGUUGAUUUUAUUUUUUUUUUUAACAACCAAUGAAAAUGUGUUUAUUUCUCUAUUGUAUCAAUAGGUAUACUAUCAAUCCCAGGAUGGAGUGAAAACCAGAAAAUGUACCUUUUUUGUUACAGUUCAGCACAUAGGACUGCUAAUUCUACCCUUAUAAAUCUGUUAUUUUAAUCUGUUGUUCUUUUUUUCAGAUACAUAUAUUUUUUAUACAAGUGUAUUAGCUGGGAGGA